CGACUUUCUUCGAUCGUCAGUGCGCAUGCGUUAACUGUGUCAGUUGGCCGAUUGAAGUGGUUCACUCUCUCUAAUAAUAACCUUAAAAUAAUAAUUAAAUUGUGAAUUAAAUAAACAUGGGACACUACGGGUCUUUAGAAAAAUUGGGACUAGCGUUCCUAAUAGGUUUACUGUUCUAUAUAGUAAAAUGUUUCGUAAAUGUGGUGUAUACUUAUAUUAUCGGACCAGCAGUGAAUAAAGUGGAUUUUAAAUCUAAAGGAAAGUGGGCACUGGUCACUGGCAGCACUGAUGGUAUUGGAAAACAAUACGCGAUUGAGUUGGCUGCACGAGGCUGUGAUAUAAUUCUAGUCAGUCGUUCUAUUGAUAAGUUGAAAGCAACUGCCUCUGAAAUAGAAAACGACUACAAAGUAAAUACCAAAAUAAUUCAAGCUGAUUUCGGCGACGAAGGAAUUUACGACAAAAUUUCCAAAGAAAUAACUGAUCUUGAAAUAGGAACCCUAGUCAAUAAUGUUGGUAUUUCGUACAGCUAUCCAGAGUAUUUCACAGAAAUCCCUGAUUGGGAGCGUAGCAUAUCAACCAUGAUCAAGGCCAACAUGGUAUCCGUGACACGGAUGACGGGUAUCGUCUUACCCGACAUGGUGAAGCGUGGUAAGGGCGUCGUCAUCAAUAUCGGAUCCGGGUCGUCGGUUAUACCCAGCCCUCUGCUCACUGUAUAUGCUGCUUCUAAGGCUUACGUAGAUAAAUUCUCUGAGGGGCUUGACAUGGAAUACAGCAAAAAGGGCAUUAUAGUACAGUGCGUUCUGCCCGGUUUCGUCUGUUCGAAUAUGUCUGGUAUUCGCAGGAGCACUUGGAUGGCUCCAACCGCAAAGACCUUCGUCAAAUCUUCUAUUAGCCUUGUUGGUACAACGUCUAAAACAACGGGAUACUUUCCACACGCUGUUUUCGUGAAUACCAUUAAUUUGAUAUAUGCAGCAUACGCAAGAUUCGCUGUCUGGUUGAUUACCAGGUCUAUGGAGAACACACGCAGGAAGGCCCUGAAAAAGUACAAAAAUAAAUAAUUCCUCUCUAUUCUGAGUUACAUGCUGCCAAUGACAUGCUGUGGGUCGAAUGUAGUAACUAAGGUUGAAUAUAGCACUAAAACUUAACUUCAUUCCAGAUAGAAGAAAAAGGGGAUCUUUAUUAGUAACAAGUUUCAUGGCAUGUUGUUGGUUCCGUACUAAUGCUACUUGCCUUACAAUUAUUUAUUGUUUAGCGUUCUAAGAUUAGAGCCCGUUUGGUGACUUGGGACAAAUCUAGGCUAUGUCAAUAUAAUUUCAUGUACAUAUUGUGUUCUUAUGAUCCCUUCACAUAGCAGGCUGUGUAGAAUAAUUUAUACUUACGCAUUUAAUGAUUUAUUUACUGGUGUAAAUGCCAUAUUAUGUUUGCUUGUAUGUUUGGUUGGGAUUGUGUAAUUUAUUAUAAUUGCAAUAAAAUUGGUGACAAUA
Messenger RNA from Colias croceus (clouded yellow), 1484 nucleotides. RefSeq names its product very-long-chain 3-oxoacyl-CoA reductase-B (gene spidey). NCBI's taxonomy places the organism in Eukaryota, Metazoa, Arthropoda, Insecta, Lepidoptera, Pieridae. Gene Ontology annotation, molecular function: oxidoreductase activity. The record is from RefSeq and is a predicted model, not a curated record. Bases 117 to 1058 code for a protein of 313 amino acids. The transcript is spliced from 6 exons. Gene Ontology annotation, cellular component: endoplasmic reticulum.